Molecule: messenger RNA, 1407 nt
Organism: Pungitius pungitius (ninespine stickleback)
Lineage: Eukaryota; Metazoa; Chordata; Actinopteri; Perciformes; Gasterosteidae
Product: polypeptide N-acetylgalactosaminyltransferase 6-like
Exons: 7
Coding region: 271-1407 (378 amino acids)
Biological process (GO): protein O-linked glycosylation
Cellular component (GO): Golgi apparatus
Molecular function (GO): polypeptide N-acetylgalactosaminyltransferase activity
Source: RefSeq, a predicted model, not a curated record
UGUAAUUAUUAGAACGAUAUUGGCAUGACUUUAUUUAUAAAAUUCUCAUGCAUCUAAUUUCUAAAUGACUUGCUCUAAGUAAACUAGCAAGAAGUAAACUAUAAAAAUUGUAUACCUGCUUUACCUUAAUGUCUCCAUCCCCUGAUUUACUGGCGGACUCCGCUCUCGUCAGACCACCUGCAGACGGCCCUGGAUGAGCACGUGCGGCGGCUGGAUGUCGUGCGCGUCCUACGUCAGAAGGAGCGGAGAGGCUUGGUCGCAGCCAGGCUGAUGGGAGCUGAGGCUGCUCGAGGAGAAGUCCUCACCUUCCUGGAUUCCCACUGCGAAUGCUUCCCCGGGUGGCUGCAGCCUCUUCUGGCCCGGAUAGCAGAUCAGCCCUCCGCUGUGGUGAGCCCGAGGAUCGCCGGCAUCCACUGGAAGGACCUUAAGUUCCGAAGGCCGGUCCCUGAACAGCGUUAUCUUGCCCGAGGGAAUUUUGACUGGAGGCUCCGGUUUGGAUGGGAGAGCCUCCCCGAAGACGAGGUCAAGGGGAGGUUGAAUGAGACACACCCCAUUAGAACUCCUACUUUUGCUGGUGGCCUAUUUUCUGUAUUGAAAUCCUACUUCCAGCAUGUUGGGACUUACGAUGACCAGAUGGAGUUCUGGGGAGGUGAGAACUUGGAAAUGUCCUUCAGGGUCUGGCAGUGUGGAGGUCAGUUGGAGAUCAUUCCUUGCUCUGUUGUGGGGCACAUUUUCCGCAAAAAGAGCCCACACUCCUACCCCAAAGGAAGGUCAGUCGUUUCUCGCAACCUGGUCCGGCUGGCUGAGGUCUGGAUGGACGACUACAAAUUUGUUGUCUACCGUUCAAACCCGAAUGCUGGUUGGAUUUUCAAGCAGAAUCUGUUCGGAGACGUCUCUGAACGUCGUGAACUCAGGGAGAGACUAAAGUGCCAGAACUUCUCGUGGUACCUGAGGAACAUUUACCCCGAGGCGUAUCUGCCCGACAUCAGGCCGGUGAAAUACGGGAAGUUGCAGAAUGUUGGUUGGAAGUGUUGCUUGGAUUUAAAGAAGAUUGAAGAUGAAUGGCUGCCAGUUCGAGAGUUCAAAUGUCGGGAUAAGGGUGAAGCACAGGAUUUUGAGUACACGUCUCAAAAAGAGGUUCGGCUCAGCAGCAAAAACACUCUGUGUCUACACGCCUCUCCUCAGCGAGCUCCCGCCUCUCUUGAAUUCUGUCGCUUGAAGGGAAAAGAAACCACAGCAGCGCCGGAGGAAGUGUGGAUCCACACCGAGGUAACAGGUGUUUCUACAUCAGCUCAAACUCUGCUGCAACACUUCUCCAUUUCCUCGUACAGUUUUCUUAAUCUGAUUGCAAUCCACUCAAGAGUUUACAUAGCUUUUUUUUUUUUUUUUUGCAGACAAACAAACUGA